GAGUUCAUCUCCAUGGCUUAGGAGAUAACCGCAAAGUGUAAGGGGGUCCCUCUAGCCAUCAGGUGCUUGGCAAAUUUGCUCUUUGUUAAGAACAAGAAAGAUGACUGGAUGUACAUUAAAGAUCAACAACUCUCGAAGAUAGAUAUCAUGCGGCAAGACGAUGCUAUUCUAAGGAUUCUUAGGCUGAGUUACGAUCAUCUCCCUUCUCAUUUGAAGCAAUGCUUUGCAUAUUGUUCAUUGUUCCCAAAAAACCAUCGGAUUAAUAAGAACCUUCUUAUUCGAUUAUGGAUGGCACAAGGAUUCAUUCAGUCAACAGACACAGGGCGAUAUCUAGAAGACAUCGGAGAAGAUUACUUCCAGGAUUUGGUCAGUGGGAACUUCUUUCAAGACUUGCAAGAAGAUGACCUCGGAAAUGUGUACAGUUGCAAAAUGCAUGACCUGAUGCACGACGUCGCUCGAUUAGUAGCUGGAGAUGAGUGCGUUUCAUUUGGCGAGAAUGCAGAAAGUACUAGUAGUGCAAGGACUCUGCAUGUAUCAUGUGAAUCUGUUGAGGAUUUACCAAAGGUGCUUCCCAUCUGCUUGAACCAAGCAAAGAAGCUUCGCACAGUAAUUCCACUUUAUCGUCCCAGUACUUCUAUAGCACCAAUGGUCUGCCUCAAAGAUAUUGCAAGGCUCGAAGGUAUGCGUGUUCUGAAGCUAAAUUAUGCAAAUAUCAGCAUGGUGCCAAGUUCCAUCGGUAAUCUGAAGCAUCUCAGAGAACUUGAUCUUUCUUUUAAUCCGAUUGACACACUCCCCAGUUCCAUAAUCAAGUUACAAAAUUUGCAGACACUUAUACUCUCUAAGUGUCAGGAGCUUAAGGAAUUGCCAAGAGACAUCAGAAAACUCGUAAAGCUAAGGCAUCUUGACCUUUCACGGUGCACCAGCCUGAGUUAUUUGCCCAGUGGACUCGGAGAGUUGACUUCUCUGCAUACAUUGUCAUAUUUUGUGGUCAGCAAUGACCAUUCGACCCGGAAAUAUCAUGCCCAGCUAAACGAAUUGAAUAGCCUAGACAAUUUGAGAGGGUACCUUCGCAUCAGCAAUUUAGGAUACAAGAAGGAGGAUGUCUUGGAGUAUAAGGGGCUGAGCUUGACCAAGAAGGGUGGCCUACAAUCGUUAGUGUUAGAGUGGGAAAGAGUUGGAACACUGGAUAGUGCUGAGGAGGCAUUCAACAAUCAUGAGGCUAUGUUAGAUGGUCUCCAGCCGCACCCAAAUCUCAGAUGGUUAUGUCUUAUGCAUAACAUGAGCGCGAGGCUACCGCAGUGGAUAAUGGAUGACAUGAUCAGCUCCGUACCAAACCUGGUUGAGAUUAGUUUCUGGGAUUGUAGAAAUCUCCAACAUCUUCCUCCACUGGGUCUGCUGCCUCAUCUCAAGUCCUUGAAGCUGGCCCUUCUAUUCAUGGUCGACUGUAUAGAUAACAAUAACAGCAAUGUUUUGGGCAACGAUGAUGUGAGCACAAGAGGAACGACUCCUGAUACGAUAGUUAGGCAAGAGGAGGAUCAUCAGACUAUGCUACAAAAGUCCUUUCCACGCCUUUCUCAGUUAUCUAUCGUCAACUGCCCCAAGCUGACAUCUCUGCCAAUCCUUCCACAGCUAGAGAGGCUGACGCUUUAUGAUGUCAACGAAGGAAUACGACACGGGUUCGUUGAGAAACUCAGCUUGAACCGUUUGACGAUUGGGGGGAUGAAGACUCUUGAAAUAGUGCCAAACGAGUGGCUGCAUGGGCUCGUUUCUCUCUCCAGAAUGACAAUUGCUCGCUGCCCCAAGUUGACCUGUCUGUCUCAUGGUAUGCAAAAUCUGAACAAGCUUAGACAACUUAUUAUUAGGGAGUGCGACCAGCUUGAUCUCUCUGUCGAUGAGAAUGGGAAUGCACUGCAAUUUCAAGCACUCACGAGCCUCCGAUAUCUAACAAUCUAUGGAAUCCCGAAACUCAUAUCGCUGCCAGAGUGGCUUCUUCAUCUCACCAAUCUUGAGGUGCUCCACCUCAGUAACUUGAGUAAUCUCGUGGCUUUGCCAGGGUGGAUAGGAGAUCUGCUAUCGCUUAGGACGCUUGAAAUCGUUCAAUGCGGCAGUUUGACAGCUCUGCCCGAAGAGAUAUCAAAGCUCAAAUCCCUAGAGUGUGUGAGGAUUGCAGGAUGCCCUCGCUUAGAAGAAGCAUGCCUCAAGGAUACGGGAACAGAUUGGCCUAAGAUUGCUCAUCUGCAAAUACAUUUCAAGGAGUUGGCUCACCUCGAUGAAACGGAUAUAUCAAUUAAAAUCAUGGGAUGGGAGUAAGAACUCUUGAAUCUACGAGAAGAUACAGUUAUGUACACGCAUACAGGCUGAUAACUCUGUUCAUCCCUAAGGGUCCAAACUGGAGUCAAAGCUCAAUGUUUGGCGCCCUCAACAUGCCUUCUAUAUGUAAAUUUGCCUCGUGAGAUGCCUAAAGAACUUUUGUAAUAUGAAUUUGCCUCGUGAGAUGCCUAAAGCUAACUUACUUUGAUUCCUAAUUCAUUCUGAUUGUCACAUCGGGAGAGACCCAUAUAAUAAUACAGUUUCUCUUUCUUCCUUUCCAUACAUCAGUUCUGAAAUUAGGCCAAACAAACAUGUCCGGUAAGACGGAGAAAGUUAUGGAUUCCAGAUCAUUUUUGUUGUGCUUCAAAGAGAGCUUGAUACUGGACUGUGAUGGUGAAUUUUGAUGUAAUGAAUAAAAGAUUUUAAGGUCGA
Punica granatum (pomegranate) is the source of this 2742-nucleotide messenger RNA. The record is from RefSeq and is a predicted model, not a curated record. NCBI's taxonomy places the organism in Eukaryota, Viridiplantae, Streptophyta, Magnoliopsida, Myrtales, Lythraceae.